AAUGAUAGUACUAUAUGUUGGUGAUUGUAUAAUAUCACCAUUAUACUGAAUUUUUUCCUAACCUUUUCAGUAAUGGGAUAAGAUCAGUAGGCUACUACCGCUACAUACCUCCUUCAAAUUUCGUUUUAGUGGGAGCUCCAUAUAAGUCAGCUCUUAAUCAAAUAGUUACAUUGUCAUGUGUAUGUCUCACUGUCCUUGCUCUAAAAAGUGUUUGCUUCCUCCUCUAUAUGAGUAGAAGGCAAGUGUGCAAUAAUUCAACAAAAAGCUAAGUUCUCUCAAUCUCAUGAGCUUUGUGGGCAUUUUCUAGUACUUUAAUAUGAUAAAAAAACCUCUUUCCCAAAUGGGUUUUUGCUCAUUCCAAAUUCCAGUCACUUUGCGGCGACUCGUAGCGGUUUUUACGAUGUUCAUGGCAAUAUCAGGACGACUAGCAGAUUGCAAAUGUGCUUUUGAGGCUAUUUUCAACUUUGGCGAUUCGAAUUCCGACACGGGCGGGUUUUGGGCAGCUUUUCCCGCAGAGUCCGGGCCUUUUGGGAUGACCUACUUCAAGAAACCGGCCGGUCGGGCUACUGAUGGGAGGCUCAUGAUUGAUUUCUUAGCUCAAGCUCUAGGGUUGCCAUUUUUGAGCCCAUAUUUGCAAUCAAUUGGAUCAGAUUACAGACACGGGGCCAACUUUGCAACAUUGGCAUCAACAGUUCUCCUGCCAAAAAGUUCCCUAUUUGUCUCUGGGCUAAGCCCUUUUGCUCUGGCCAUUCAGCUCAACCAAAUAAAGCAUUUCAAGGUUAAAGUUGAUGAACCUCAAUCUAAUGGAUCAAACAAUCUUCCACAGCCAGACAUAUUUGAAAAAUCAAUAUUCACGUUCUAUAUUGGUCAGAAUGACUUCACUUCCGACUUAGGAUCUCUUGGCAUGAGUGGAUCAAAGAUUAUGCUUUCUCAAGUGGUUUCCCAAAUUGCCGCCACCAUUAAGGAAUUAUACGGGCUAGGAGGACGGACAUUUCUGGUACUUAAUCUAGCACCGGUGGGUUGUUACCCGUUGUUUUUGGCGGAGCUACCACACAACAGCUUCGACCUUGACGCAUUCGGAUGCGUAAUUUCCUAUAACAAUGCAGUGGUGGACUACAACAACAUGUUGAAGGAAGCUCUGAAUCAAACCAGACAAGCAAUCCCAGAUGCUUCUCUGAUAUAUGUGGAUACUCAUGCUGUUCUGCUGGAGCUCUUCCAGCACCCCACAUCUCAUGAAUUGAAGUAUGGUCCAAGAGCAUGUUGUGGAUAUGGGGAUGGAGAUUACAAUUUUGACCCUAAGGUGUACUGUGGAAACACUAAGGUGAUCAAUGGGAGUACUCUCACAGCAACAGCUUAUAGUGAUCCGUACAACUAUGUGAGUUGGGAUGGAAUACAUGCCCUGAGGCUGCAAACAAGCUUGUCACAUAUGCUAUUCUCAAUGGCUCUUACUUUGAUCCUCCAUUUCCUCUUCAUCAGCUUUGUGAUCUCAAACCUAUAGACUAAUGUAUUUAUCUUUCUGAACUUAGGAUUGUAAU
This is a messenger RNA of Camellia sinensis, 1535 nucleotides long. Lineage: Eukaryota; Viridiplantae; Streptophyta; Magnoliopsida; Ericales; Theaceae. The record is from RefSeq and is a predicted model, not a curated record.